AGGGGCGGUCCCCCCGCCCCCGCCAGCCUUGAGCCCACCGGCACGGUCCCGGGGCUUGUACUGUGGGGCCCCAGGGCUCUUUUGCCAGGUAGGUAGCACAUCUGCACCCCGUAGAUGUCAUGAAGGCCCCAGGUCCCGGCCUGGCAGUGAACGAUGACGAGGAGCACACGGACAGCACGCCUCUCCUGCAGGGCGCCCCGCGGAUCGAAGCCGCUCCAGUAUGCUGCUCGGCUCGUUACAACUUAGCAGUUUUGGCAUUUUUGGGAUUCUUCGUCGUCUAUGCGUUACGUGUGAACCUGAGUGUCGCCUUAGUGGACAUGGUAGAUUCGAAUUCAACCUUAGCAGAUAACAGAACCUCCAAGGAGUGUCCAGAGCAUUGUACUCCUGUGAAAGUUCUUCAUAAUCAGACGGGCAGAAAGUACCAAUGGGAUGCAGAAACUCAAGGAUGGAUUCUCGGUUCUUUCUUUUAUGGCUAUAUCAUCACGCAAAUUCCUGGAGGAUAUAUUGCCAGCAAAAUAGGAGGGAAAUUGCUGCUAGGACUUGGGAUCCUGGGCACUGCUGUCCUCACCCUGUUCACCCCCGUUGCUGCCGAUUUAGGGGCUGGAGCUCUUAUUGCACUCAGAGCACUGGAAGGACUGGGAGAGGGUGUCACAUUUCCAGCCAUGCACGCCAUGUGGGCUUCCUGGGCUCCCCCUCUGGAAAGAAGCAAGCUUCUGACCCUUUCCUAUGCAGGAGCACAGCUUGGGACAGUAAUUUCUCUUCCUCUUUCUGGAAUGAUUUGCUACUACAUGAAUUGGACUUACGUCUUUUACUUUUUUGGUGUACUUGGAAUACUUUGGUUUAUUUUAUGGGUGUGGUUUGUUAGCGACACACCAGAGUCAAACAAGAGAAUCUCCCAUUCUGAAAAGGAAUACAUUGCUUCAUCAUUAAAAAAUCAGCUUUCUUCACAGAAGUCAGUGCCGUGGGUUCCCAUUUUCAAGUCACUGCCACUUUGGGCUAUUGUAGUCGCACAUUUUUCUUACAACUGGACUUACUAUACUUUAUUGACGUUACUGCCGACUUAUAUGAAGGAGAUCCUAAGGUUUGAUGUUCAAGAGAAUGGGUUGUUAUCUGCAUUGCCUUAUUUUGGUAAUUGGCUAUGUAUGAUCCUAGCUGGUCAAGCUGCUGACAAUUUAAGGGCAAAAUGGAAGUUUUCAACUCUAUGUGUUCGCAGAAUUUUUAGCCUUAUAGGGAUGAUUGGACCCGCAGUCUUCUUAGUAGCCGCGGGAUUUAUAGGCUGUGAUUAUUCUUUGGCUGUUGCGUUCCUGACCAUAUCAACAACCCUGGGAGGCUUUGGCUCUUCUGGAUUUAGCAUCAACCAUCUGGAUAUUGCUCCUUCGUAUGCCGGCAUCCUCCUGGGGAUCACCAAUACAUUCGCCACUAUUCCAGGAAUGAUCGGGCCUGUCAUUGCUAAAAGUCUGACCCCUGACAACACCGUCCGGGAAUGGCAAACUGUUUUCUGUAUCGGCGCUGCCAUCAACGUGUUCGGUGCUGUUUUCUUUUCUCUAUUCGCCAAAGGGGAAGUGCAGAACUGGGCCCUCGACGAUCACCACGGACACAGAAACUGAAGGAAGCAACAAAGAAUGCUCUGUCUGUUCACAGAUUGUUAUCUAUCAUGUAACCUACAAGUGCCUUUGAUAUUUUAGUGUGUAAGUGUUCUGUGUUCUAAAAAAAUAUACUUGUAUGAAAAUUUUAAAGCUUGUAAUCAUGAAAUGUCACUUGUUACCAGAUUAGUAAAAUAAACUAUAUUUAAUUAUGAGUAAUAUAUGCUGAAACUUAGACUUCAGGCUCACAUACCCGGCUGCUAGGCAGGAUGAAGUAGGGAGGUCUGUUUAUUUUUAACAGCCGUAUUUAUGGGAAUGAGCUGAAACGGACUCCCAAUAUUUUUGCUUAAUUAAACCAGAUAAUAAUUCUCAGGUAUCACUAGUAAACACCUGGUCGUGUCCACUUUCCUCGUACGUAUUAUGUAUCAGGUCUCUCUGACCCAUAGACUUCAAACCGUAGCACCUCUCCAUGUCGCUGCCAACCCCUGUGCAACUUGGCCUGGCAGCUGGACUGAGGGAAGCAGCCCCAAGCCGCGGCCAACAUUCCCUCCCUGGAUUCAGGAACAGACCGCCCAGGCCGACUGUCACCUCUCUGGAUGGCAUUCACUCCCUGGGCCUGUUAAUGUGUAGAAAAUCCCUGAGCAGGCUGAAGCCCUGGGACACACAGCUCCUUCCCCUCCCAGCACAGCAGAAUGUUGACAGAUCUGUAACCUGCUGAAGAUAACAGACAACAGCAUCUUUGUUUAAAACAACUUUCACACAGAUCAGAGUAUAUAAAUUUUGUGUUUUUUUAAGCCAUACAAGAAUUUUUUUAAUGUUUUACUUUGUGUUCUGUCAGUCUUCACGUCAGCUCUGGUUACAGUUUCAAGUGACUUUCGAAGGCCCCCUCACCCAGGACCAGUGGGUGAUCAUUUUCCUGCUGGUUCCCAUUACUUUCCAGUUGUUUACAUAGACCGUCUUCCAGUGGUGAUUGAGCACACUACGGGCAUCUAUGUGAUUUAAAAGUUGAUUUAUGUUUUGUUCUGUAUGUUCAACACUACCUGAAACACUUUAAUUAAAACUGUUUAAUGUAAUAUGAUGUGAAUACAGUUAUGUAAAUUUUUUUAAUCUGUAAAUAGCUUUAAGUGGUUAUGGUAACAUUUCUUUUAUAAAUCAUUGAAAUAAACCUUUUUGGGUUGA
Molecule: messenger RNA, 2762 nt
Organism: Nycticebus coucang (slow loris)
Lineage: Eukaryota; Metazoa; Chordata; Mammalia; Primates; Lorisidae
Product: sialin
Exons: 11
Coding region: 120-1607 (495 amino acids)
Biological process (GO): monoatomic anion transport; transmembrane transport
Molecular function (GO): transmembrane transporter activity
Source: RefSeq, a predicted model, not a curated record